AUGAGCCCUGAAGGAUGGCAGUUCACAGGCGAGCUCGGUUCCGCUGAAAAGGAUCCCAUAUACGGUUUCCAGUACCUGAAGGAAUUAUAUCUCAAGUCAGACCCGGACUACCAGGCACGAUACACGGUGCCGAUGCUGUGGGACAAGCAGAAGGAAACAAUUGUGAACAAUGAGAGUAGCGAGAUUAUUCGGAUGCUGUAUACUGAGUUUGACGACCUGCUGCCGGAGCAGCUGCGAGAGGCGAAUAGGCCCGGUGGAGGAUUGUAUCCGGAACGUUUGAGGAAGGAGAUUGAUGAUAUGAAUGAUUGGGUUUAUAAUUCUGUGAACAACGGGGUGUAUAAGACAGGGUUUGCGACCACCCAGGAAGCGUAUGACGAGAACAUCUACCCUCUGUUCGCAUCGCUGGAUCGACUGGAAAAGCAUCUGAGUGAGCGGGGACAUGGACCGUACCUGUUCGGGGAGCAUAUCACCGAGGCAGACAUUCGGUUGUAUCCAACGAUUGUACGGUUCGAUGUCGCAUACUACCAUACCUUCCGGUGCAACUUGAAAAUGAUUCGUCACGACUAUCCGCACAUCGAUAGAUGGCUCAGACGAUUGUAUUGGGACGAGUCAGAGAAGACAAACGGAGGAGCUUUCAAAAAGACAACUAAUUUUGACGCCGUCCCAUUCUCCAUUGUGCCUGCUGGCCCGGCACCACACAUCCUCCCGCCCAUCACAGAUGCGUAG
Coccidioides posadasii C735 delta SOWgp is the source of this 726-nucleotide messenger RNA. The record is from RefSeq and is a predicted model, not a curated record. Lineage: Eukaryota; Fungi; Ascomycota; Eurotiomycetes; Onygenales; Onygenaceae.